AUGAAGAGCGCUACCAUGGGUAAGGUAUUCCUGGUGUCCCUGCUAAUUAUGCAGUGUUCUGCUGACCUACCACCUCUUCCUCCUGAUGAAAGCGUCAAUGAGGCUGACCUACCCCCUCUUCCUCCAGAUGAAAGCGUCAAUGAGGCUGACCUACCCCCUCUUCCUCCAGAUGAAAGCGUCAAUGAGGCCGACCUACCCCCUCUUCCUCCUGAUGAAAGCGUCGAUGAGGCCGACCUACCCCCUCUUCCUCCUGAUGAAAGCGUCAACGAGGCCGACCUACCUCCUCUUCCUCCAGAUGAAAGCGUAGAUGAGACCGACCUACCUCCUCUUCCUCCAGAUGAAAGCGUCAAUGAGGCCGACCUACCCCCUCUUCCUCCAGAUGAAAGCGUCAACGAGGCCGACCUACCUCCUCUUCCUCCAGAUGAAAGCGUAGAUGAGACCGACCUACCUCCUCUUCCUCCAGAUGAAAGCGUCGAUGAGGCCGACCUACCUCCUCUUCCUCCAGAUGAAAGCGUCAAUGAGGCCGACCUACCUCCUCUUCCUCCAGAUGAAAGCGUAGAUGAGGCCGACCUACCUCCUCUUCCUCCAGAUGAAAGCGUAGAUGAGGCAGACCUACCUCCUCUUCCUCCUGAUGAAAGCGUCAAUGAGGCCGACCUACCCCCUCUUCCUCCAGAUGAAAGCGUCGAUGAGGCCGACCUACCCCCUCUUCCUCCUGAUGAAAGCGUCAAUGAGGCCGACCUACCCCCUCUUCCUCCUGAUGAAAGCGUCAAUGAGGCCGACCUACCCCCUCUUCCUCCAGAUGAAAGCGUUGAUGAGGCAGACCUACCUCCUCUUCCUCCUGAUGAAAGCGUCGAUGAGGCCGACCUACCCCCUCUUCCUCCUGAUGAAAGCGUCGAUGAGGCCGACCUACCCCCUCUUCCUCCUGAUGAAAGCGUCAAUGAGGCCGACCUACCCCCUCUUCCUCCUGAUGAAAGCGUCAAUGAGGCCGACCUACCUCCUCUUCCUCCUGAUGAAAGCGUCAAUGAGGCCGACCUACCCCCUCUUCCUCCUGAUGAAAGCGUCAAUGAGGCCGACCUACCCCCUCUUCCUCCUGAUGAAAGCGUCGAUGAGGCCGACCUACCCCCUCUUCCUCCUGAUGAAAGCGUCAAUGAGGCCGACCUACCCCCUCUUCCUCCUGAUGAAAGCGUCGAUGAAGCAGACCUACCACCUCUUCCUCCUGAUGAAAGUGAUGAUGAGAAUGGCCGCACCCUUAGAAAAAUAUUACACGAAUACCUAAAAAAAGCAGUUAAUAAACUUCAAAAUCAAUUCACCGAGCUAGCACAGCAUGGAUAGAGACAUGGUGAAAAAGACGACAAUGAAUGCAAU
This is a messenger RNA of Lytechinus variegatus (green sea urchin), 1365 nucleotides long. RefSeq names its product formin-2-like. The coding region runs from base 1 to 1332 and encodes 443 amino acids. Lineage: Eukaryota; Metazoa; Echinodermata; Echinoidea; Temnopleuroida; Toxopneustidae. The record is from RefSeq and is a predicted model, not a curated record. The transcript has 2 exons.